Messenger RNA from Mangifera indica (mango), 2812 nucleotides. Its product is annotated as TPR repeat-containing thioredoxin TTL1-like. The record is from RefSeq and is a predicted model, not a curated record. Gene Ontology annotation, molecular function: protein binding. Gene Ontology annotation, cellular component: cytoplasm. Bases 208 to 2394 code for a protein of 728 amino acids. NCBI's taxonomy places the organism in Eukaryota, Viridiplantae, Streptophyta, Magnoliopsida, Sapindales, Anacardiaceae. The transcript has 7 exons.
UCUUCGAGGCCACUCUAGGAGCCUUUUUAACUUCAAUUUAAGUACCUGGGGACUAAUGACUAUGCUUGUUACAUUGAAUCCUUCACUUGAAAGACUUCUGUUGAUCAUUUCAUUGAUUGAUUCGUUGUAGUAGAAUUAAUAUUCUUCUAUAUCUUUCAUAAGUUGCAGCUUCAGGGGAGGUGUCAGAUACCUGCCAGAGAAUUCACCAUGGCUGAAAUGACCAAGUGUUCAAUGGAGCACGAAUUGGGUUGUGGUCUUAUGGGAGGAAUUUUUCAACUUCGGAGCUACUGGCCAGGAAAAAAAUCAGUACCUUCACUUUCUUCCGAUGGCACCAGCAAUGAUAAUUUGAAACUACCUGUCCUUCAUAAUUCAAAGAAACCUCCUACUCAUGAUUCCAAUAUAAGGCGUAGCACCUCUGCAGACAGUUCCCUUGUCGACUCCAUUUUGGCGAAGCCUUCUCAAAAACCAGACAAAAAACAAAGUAGGAGGCCUAGUUUGGUGCCUCCUAAGUCUACAACUUCUCAGCAGGAAGGUCAUAGCAGAAGGCCUUCAGACGCCGUGAGAUCGACCUCAUCUUCAUCUAGUCCCAGCAAACCCAAGGCGACUAAAUUUCAGGAUUUAACUGACACGAGAAAGCUGAGUAAUGAUCCCCCUUGUACCUCCACAGAACUUAGCACUGUAGUCUUUUCUAAUUGCCGACAAUCUGGUGCUAACAAUGCUCUUGCUCGAGCUACUUCGAGUAAUAUAAUGCUUAUAGGCCAACUGGGGAACCUGAAGCAGCUUGGUACGGGGAGUCUGCUGGGGAAUAAUAGUCCUAAUGCAACAAUUAAGACUGCUGAUUACCUUUACAGGAAUCUUCAAGAGGGAAAUUCCAAGUCUAAACACAGGUAUGGCCAGAGUAGAUUAGGUGAUAAUGGUGUUAUGGGCAAUAUUGUGAAGCAGCCUAGUGGUGAAUUUCCUAAAGUUAAAGGUUUGACGAAUAAAUUGGAUCCUGAAGUAUUGAAGUCGAUGGGAAAUGACGCAUACAAGAAGGGUAGAUUUGCAGAUGCCUUAGCUUUAUAUGAUAGUGCAAUUGCUCUGAAUUCAAAUAAUGCUACUUACAGAAGCAAUAGGAGUGCCGCUUUGAUCGGUUUAGGCCGCCUAAUGGAAGCUCUUGUAGAAUGCAAAGAAGCUAUUAGAAUUGAUCCUUCCUAUUGCAGAGCUCAGCACCGUUUGGCAACAAUAUAUCUCAGACUGGGAGAGGCAGAGAAAGCAUUAUAUCAUUACAAACAGUCAGGCUCCCUUGUUGGCCGUGAAGACAUUGCCAAAGCUGAGGCUCUUCAUAAUCACCUUAUUAGAUGCAAUGAAGCUCGAAAAUUAAAGGAGUGGAGCGAUUUGUUAAAGGGAACCCAAUUUGGAAAAUCAGUUGGUGCUGAUUCGGCUCCACAUGUGUAUGCUCUGCAAACCGAAGCCUUGUUAAGGCUCCAAAGACAUCAAGAGGCCUUUGCCACCUACAAGAAGGGACCAAAAUUUUUCAUUGAACCAUGCACAAAACUGUUUGGCCCUGCUGGUAGCGCUUAUAUCUUGGUCAUGAAGGCGCAAGUUUACAUGGCAACUGGCAGACUUGAAGAUGCUGUGAAAGUAGCUCUGCAUGCAGCUCAACUUGAUCCAAACAACCAGGAGAUUGCUAGCGUAGUAAAGAGAGCUAAAGUUAUAGCAUCAGCCAGACUGAGAGGUAACUUGUUGUUUAAAGCAUCGAAAUACUUGGAGGCAUGUAACAGGUACAACGAAGGACUAGAGUACGAGCCAUACAACUCAAUCUUACUAUGCAAUCGGGCAGCUUGUCGAUCUAAGCUUGGCCAAUAUGAAAAGGCUGUGGAAGAUUGCACGACCGCACUUAUUUUGCAGCCUUCUUACAGUAAGGCCAGGCUACGCAGGGCAGAUUGCAAUGCUAAGCUAGAAAGAUGGGAAGCAUCAAUUCAAGACUACGAAAUUCUGAUUAGAAAGAUUCCAGGAGAUGAAGAGGUGGGGCGUGCAUUGUUUGAGGCACAAGUGCAGCUUAAAAGGCAACGUGGCGAAGAUGUUAAGGAUAUGAAAUUUGGUUCAAAUCUGAUUCAAAUUUCUAGCAAUGAACGGUUUAGACACUUUGUAACCUUACCUGGGAUGGCUGUGGUACUAUUCUGUAACAAGGCCAAUCACAAGCCAGAAUUGCAGCUUAUGGAACAAGUCUGCAGGAGAUUCCCAUCUGUCAACUUCCUCAAGGUGGAGGUGGAAGACCAUCCUUACUUAGCUAAAUCAGAGGGUGUAAGCUCCGUCCCAGCCUUCAAGAUAUACAAGAAUGGAUCAAGAGUCAAAGAAAUUCCAGGAAACAGCCUUGAAUUGUUAGAAAAAUCAGUUAAAUUAUACGGCAGCUAAAGAUAUACACACACACACAUUUGUAUUUGGACAAAAAAACUAACAGAGAAUUUGCUGAGACAGAAAGAAAGAAAAGAAAAUAAACAAGAUGUGAAAAGAUAAUGUGGGCUCAUGGCCUCAAUGAACUUGGCAGAGAAAAUGAAGAUAAGAAGGAAUCAUUGAGUAAAUUCAUGAAGAGAGACGAAUUGGUUAGUGAUGAUAAUUUCUAUAUUAAUUCUUUUUUUAUUGACUUUGACUGGAUGCUUAACCAAUGUUUGUUGGUUGAGAUCUUUUGUUUGUUUAUUAGGUAAAAAAGUUGUGGAAGAUUUGAUUAGACAUGUUGAUUUUACUAGCAGAACAAGAUUUUGAUGGGGGCCUUCAUUGUUUUGGGUUUGUCUUCUCCUCACAAUUCUACCCUCUAUCUAUUUAUAUUCGAAGG